Dioszegia hungarica is the source of this 1089-nucleotide messenger RNA. RefSeq lists its product as uncharacterized. The transcript has a single exon. NCBI's taxonomy places the organism in Eukaryota, Fungi, Basidiomycota, Tremellomycetes, Tremellales, Bulleribasidiaceae. The record is from RefSeq and is a predicted model, not a curated record. The coding region runs from base 1 to 1089 and encodes 362 amino acids.
AUGCCGGAGUGGAAUGAAAGCGAGGACUACGAUCCGACAAUGCCGUUCAGUCCUACGGACUCGAAUUGGGACAGAAUGUUUCCAAAUUCCCCUUCCGUCCCUGUCGAUGCCGAAAUGAAGAUGCUUGAUCAGUCCAAGGAACAGGCGGAGGGCAUGGCAGAAAGUAUGCCAGACGAGUCUGCGCUGAGCGGACAGAGCGUGGAUGGCAGCGAUGACGAAGGAGAAGACGACCGGGGGAACAUACUUGAUUGGUACAAGGAAGCGACUACGUUGCAGCUGCGACAGAAAUAUGAUGCGCGAUACAUGAGACGAGCCUGUGUCACUUAUCUGACGAUAAACGAAGAGGCGAUGGUGAGGCAGGUGGAGGGGACCAUCCUGGAAGGAAGGAGGAGGGAUGUGGAACCCCUCCUCACGGCCUGCGAAGAGAUUUGGAAGUCCAGAUCCGCGAAUCCCACCGGGCGCGGGCGAGAGGAGAUCACGAGGACCACCCGCGAUGGAUUGCAGAAGGUGUGGACGACCACCAGUACGGGAGCGUUCGUCUUCAGCAGGAAUCAAUUGGGCAAAAUCGACUGGCCCGUUCUCACUUGGGACAUCAUUGAUGACAAGAAGCUGCAGCUCAUACCUCUCACACAGAAUGCCCACCAUGACCUGUUGACUCCCGACCAAAUCGAGGCCCUGGUGACGCAGCAAGCAGACGGCGAGUUGAGACCCUGGAUCGAGAUGUACAGAACUCUACGGAUACGGGCACUGCGGGCGGAUCGCACUCCAGGCCAGACGGAAUGGAUCAUGUCGCACCCGACUGCGAGUCACACCAACGACGAGAGUGAGCUUUCACGCCUAUCUGGCAAAAUCAGAUCGGGAGCCGCCCUUUCCAUCGAUCACAGCCAGGUGGUCUGGAAGGACGUCCGUGACAGCAAGGUUUCGCGAGAGACACUGCGGAAGACACUCGCGCUGGCCGAAACGUACGUGGCCCAAUGCUGCGCAUCUGAGACCGACCACUGCCCUGACAAGCACGUACUGAAGACUUCCCGUCGGGGAUUGCUGAGCCUCACGGUCAAGGACGAGCCCCAGACUGGGACGGCAGGUUAG